CGCAACCUCCAGGCAAUAGCACGUUUUAUAAAUUAUACAUACGGUGGGAGUGCUAUAAGGAUAGAUAGUUGUUGUACUGUAAUUCUGUAAAUCGAGAAAAGAAAAUGGAGAGCCGGGUGCCAGAAAAGCUGAUCGUGGUGAAUCGCGACCCCGACGGCGUUGGAUGGAUCAUAAUAAACCGACCUAAGUCGCUCAACUCCUUAACGAAGGCCAUGAUGGCGGAUCUAGCUCAAGGUUUUAAGUCUCUGAGCGCAGACAAAUCGGUUCGGGUCAUCAUUCUCACCGCCUCCGGCGCUUCUUUCUGCUCCGGAGUCGACUUGACAGCCGCUGAGGAUGUUUUCAAGGGUGACGUCAAGGACGUUGAGGCUGACCCUGUGGCACAGAUGCAACUCUGCCCUAAACCAAUCAUCGGAGCAAUUGCCGGUUUUGCUGUCACUGCUGGCUUUGAGAUCGCCCUCGCUUGCGACAUAUUGGUUGCUUCCAACGAUGCUAAGUUCAUGGAUACUCACGCAAGGUUUGGGAUAUUUCCUUCCUGGGGUCUAUCUCAGAAGCUUUCACGUGUAAUAGGGCCCAACAAAGCUCGUGAAGUGUCACUUACUGCAACACCUCUAACUGCUGACAAAGCAGAAAGGCUGGGUUUUGUGAACCAUGUUGUUGAAAGAAGUGAACUCUUGAAAAAGGCUCGACAGGUUGCAGAAGCAAUAAUCAAGAACAACCAGGACAUGGUGUUAAGGUACAAGGCAGUAAUAAAUGAUGGUUUCAAACUUGACUUGGAUCGUGCUCUUGCUCUUGAGAAGGAGAGAGCGCAUGAGUAUUAUAAUGGAAUGACUAAGGAGCAAUUUCAGAAGAUGCAAGAAUUCAUAGCAAGUCGGAGCUCAAAAAAACCUUCCUCCAAGUUGUAGAUUUUUUUUUCUUCAUCAUUGUAAAAUAAAACUCGGAUGUAUUCAUCCUCUUCAUUGUCCUGUAAUGUUCUUCCGUUCCAAAA
This is a messenger RNA of Ipomoea nil (Japanese morning glory), 985 nucleotides long. Its product is annotated as probable enoyl-CoA hydratase 1, peroxisomal. NCBI's taxonomy places the organism in Eukaryota, Viridiplantae, Streptophyta, Magnoliopsida, Solanales, Convolvulaceae. Gene Ontology annotation, cellular component: peroxisome. The coding region runs from base 105 to 902 and encodes 265 amino acids. The record is from RefSeq and is a predicted model, not a curated record. The transcript is spliced from 3 exons.